Messenger RNA from Scylla paramamosain (green mud crab), 1477 nucleotides. Its product is annotated as trafficking protein particle complex subunit 13-like. The record is from RefSeq and is a predicted model, not a curated record. Gene Ontology annotation, cellular component: TRAPPIII protein complex. Lineage: Eukaryota; Metazoa; Arthropoda; Malacostraca; Decapoda; Portunidae. The transcript is spliced from 10 exons. Bases 75 to 1343 code for a protein of 422 amino acids.
AGUCAGACUGUGGGAAGUAAACACAGCUGCUAAUGUCACCUGUGAGGCAGCCCACCAACCCCGCUACUUGAACCAUGGACAGCAAGGAUAAGGACCACAUCUUGAGCCUGAAAGUGAUGCGGCUCACCAGACCCUCCCUCUUCACGGGUCUGUCUGUUGGCUGUGAUGCGCGGGACUUGCCUGGAGAACACCUCAAUGCUGAUGUGCGGGCUGACAUUGCCAUUCCUCAGGGGCUGCCCAACACUGGCGUGGGACACAUGCUGCUCCUGCCUCAGAGCUUUGGGAAUAUAUACUUGGGUGAGACAUUUUCCUGCUGCCUAUGUGUUCAUAAUGAUGGGAAGGACACAGUGCGGGAAGUGUCCAUCAAGGCUGUGCUGCAGAUGAGCAACCAGCGAGUGCCCCUACUGGGGGAGGACGACAAUGAGAUGCUGCACCAGUUGGAGGGCAAUGAGACCAUCAAUGAGGUCAUCCAGCAUGAAGUGAAGGACAUUGGUACUCACAUACUGGUGUGUGCUGUGAGUUACCUGUCAGCCUCGGGGGAUCGGCUUAACUUCCGCAAGUUCUUCAAGUUCCAGGUGAUGAAGCCUCUUGAUGUGAAGACCAAGUUUUACAAUGCUGAGUCAGAUGAAGUGUACCUGGAGGCUGGGGUGCAAAACAUCACCUCGGGACCACUCUGCUUGGAGAAGGUGGAGUUGGAGCCAUCGCCUUACUUCUCAGUAACACCAAUGAACAAAGUUUUACCAGAUUCCAACACACUGGUAUUUGGGAGAAUGAAUGUUGUAAACCCACAUGACACAAGACAGUACCUGUACUGCCUCAAGCCGAGGGCGGAGGCGCGCUCCAACCCUGCAGCACUGCGGCAGGCAACUUCCAUUGGCAAGCUGGACAUUGUGUGGCGCACCAACAUGGGUGAUCGAGGCAGACUCCAGACCAGCCAGCUACAGAGGAUGACGCCUCAGUAUGGGGACGUGAGGGUGACAGUGGAGCGCAUCCCCAGUGUGGUGAGGCUAGAGGAACAGUUUGAAGUCUGCCUCUCCAUUACUAAUAUAUGUGAGCGAACCCUAGAGCUACACCUGGAGUUCCUGGGUGGUGGUGGAGGUUCUGUGUGGAGUGGAGUCAGCAGUCGGUCACUUCCUUCCCUCCAGCCCGGGCAGUCAGUCAGCCUGAGUCUACCCUUGGUGCCCCUGCAGACUGGACUUCAGACCAUUGCUGGGAUCCGCCUGACAGACACCUUCCUGAAGCGAGCCUACAACUAUGAGAAUCUUGCCCAAGUGUUCAUAACCAACGAGAAGUCCAAGGAGCAAGAGGAAUUCUUCUCCAAAUGGGUGAAUGACUCCACCUAAUAGCAUCUGUGUGGGGGCCUUCUGGUGCUCCCAAGGCCUCCCUCCCUCCUUCCCAUGCCAUGUAUAUUGUUUAUCUGUAUGUACUGUAUGUAAAAUGUUGGAGUAAACAUAUCCAUUCCUUGUUGACAAUAAUG